AUGGCUUCUCUUUCAUCCUUGAAUACCUCGGAAAAGCCACCAGAGGCCUCGUUGCCCUUGGGUAUCUUUUCUCCUCCACAGAAUUCCCAUGAAUGGAAGAGAGCCCUCGCCUAUGUAAAAUGGCUAUGUUUCAACCAGCAAUACAAACAAUGUGCCUUGCGUUGCAAUCAGCUCAUAGACACCGCGUCUAAUCCGCUCCACCCAAUCCGUGCCACCUACCUCCACUACUAUGCAGCCACAUCAUAUGAGUACAUGGGACGAGCAGCUCAUAUCUUUUCGGCUGUCAAAGUCCGGCUUCUGACUUCUGCCAUGGAGCGGUUUCAGACUGCCUAUGAGUUUUUGCCAGCUACUAUUCCACUGCCGGUUCUAAAUCCCAACCAGACAUACUCGCCAGUGACUUUCCUCCAUUCGCCUGGUUCAUCUCCUCGGUCUUCCGUUAGUGUUGUCAUGUGGAGCCCACCUUUGCUAAACAACGAUGUCGCUCCUGGUCCUGCUUCAACUUCUGGGGCUCUGUCAUAUGAGAAUUUGUCGGCGCAUAAUGCUAUCCAGAUGCAAACUCCUCCCCCGCCUGUCCCGUUUUCUUCUUCCUCUUCGAACUCGACUAUUACUACUGCUUUUUGUAUCACGCCACCUCCUGCUGCUCGAGAAGUCUCGCGUCUUGAAUAUGACGCUCCCCCUCCAGCUUUUCAUAUCCCACCUCCAACUCGCAAGCCCCCUCCUCCGCCAUGCGACGUUUCUCCCCGCCUGGCUACGAGAGACCAAUUGAUCUCCUUUAACAGUGCUAAAGAUAGGCUUCCCAACGGGGGAUCUAUCGUCCGAAACAUUGCCCGAAUGAUUGAUAACUCUAUCUUCACGAGAGGCGACGACCCUUUUGUGACCCACGCGCCGCCAAAACCUCGCAUCUUAGAUCCACCGCUAGUGCGUCUGUCUCCCAUUAAGUUCCCAACCGGACUUGACGAUCCAGUAAAGCGUAGGGAGCUUAUUCCGCCCCCGCUUGCGAUCCGGAAGAAUUCCGGCGAGGUACACAUGUGCAAAAGUGCUGGAACGGUAAUUUGUGGAGGUCCAGAGCAAGAGACGUCUAAGUUUGAGGUGAAUCGACCCGUCCGAAGUCGCCCUCCCCGGCUGCCCUUGAAGAUAAUCCCAUCCAAUCGUUUGAAUGCUAACACAGAAAAGCCGAGCACUUCAACCCCAGCACUGCAGCUGAAGCGUCUGAGUCCCGCCCUUCUUGGGUUCAUGGCUACGCCUCCAUCGACACCCACCCCUGUUCUGAGAAAGAAGAAACCCUUCCUCGGUUCGCCAUUCACCAGCCGCGUAGGCUUACCAGAGCAGGACAGUGUUCAGUCACUCUCAUCGCAGUUGACAAAGCCAUCCACCGCGUCUGUCAGCGCUGCGCGCGCCUCCCAGAUCAAUGAGUUCAACGAAGCCGUCAAAUGGCUCCGUGAGCAUAUUCCCGCCGACGUGACCGGGCUACGCAAGCAGAUCAAGCAUGUUUCGGAUCUUCAGCAGGCUCGUCGUUCUCGGAACACGACGAUGGCCCGCUCUGCCUCUUUCUGGACUUUUUCGCCCGUUAAGUCGAACCCCGGUGAACCACAGGCACCUCCUGUGAUUGAGGGCCCUAAUCUCGAUGCGUAUGGAAACGUUAUUCGGACUGAGACUAAGGUGCAGCGUAUUAAACGGCUCAGGGAGGAGGAUUGGAGGAUUGGUAUUCGGUCGAAACAUAGUCUCUGGAAGGGGUCUGAGUACUACGAUAACCUUUGCGAAACUGCUUUGGCUGAGCUUGGUGAGACAGGUUAUGGGUCUCGCGAAUGGUUGAAGCGAUGA
This is a messenger RNA of Penicillium coprophilum, 1821 nucleotides long. RefSeq lists its product as uncharacterized. The record is from RefSeq and is a predicted model, not a curated record. The coding region runs from base 1 to 1821 and encodes 606 amino acids. NCBI's taxonomy places the organism in Eukaryota, Fungi, Ascomycota, Eurotiomycetes, Eurotiales, Aspergillaceae. The transcript has 2 exons.